AUGGCAACGAAACCGUCGAAUGUACCUCUACCUGAUAUCCCAAGUCCAGAUAUUCAGGAUGAUGAUGACUCAAUCAUCUGCAAUCAAGAUGAGGCUGAGGCAAUACUGCAACCUGCUCUUAGUGACGCUGCUAGACAUUUGACCUCGCAAAACACACCGGCCAUCGAGAAGGCCUUAGCACUGGAUAAGAGUCGAGCCGGGUUGUUCGACGUGCCCGUCAAAAGACAUGGUGACACAAGCCCUGAUCUUUCGUCUUCGCCCGAGACAACACCCCAGGUACCACAGAUUGCUACCCCAGAAAGAACCCCCACCAAAGUAGAGCCCACUCAGCAGUAUCGAAAUGCCUUGCCUUCACCCUGGCACGCUCAGCCGAAGCCUACGACCAAAGGUUCCACAAGCAGACCAUCAGGAAGUAUUCUAGGAAAUGCCUUAGCUCCAGCUCGAAAUCGAUCUAGGUCGGCAGGCCAAGAAGCACUGAGGAGACUGCAGAAAGCAUGGCCUUCUCUUAGCCCUCCGACGCACCUGUUACCCUCGAUGCCGAACUCGUUCUUUUCCAGCUCACACGACAAAGCCAGUGCCAGUACGCCAGGUAUCUCGAGUCACUCAUCACCAGAAACCCGCCAGCAUUCACCUCAUAUUCCUUCUAAUGCGCUUGGUGUCUCUCGAGUAAGGCCUAGUCCGUCACCGCAACAGGCUCGAGGACUCGCUUCUGCUUCCCGGGAUCCUAACGCAGCUUCUGCCUCUGUGCGACCCAGGGUUCUUCGACGGGUCACUUCUGACGAGAGUCACUUAUAUCACAGUCUUUCUCGCACUUCUUCUCUCGGCGAUGACGAGCAAUUCCAGGAUGUCCGUGAAAUGGUCAAUAUUCGGUUCAUGGCCUUGAAAGACAGCCUUCCUGACGUUCCAAACUUCAAGAUACCUAGUCUGCCCAAGCUAUACAGCCAGGCACGGAAGUCAACUCAUUCAAUCGGUGCAUUCCACUCGCCUGAACCAUCACCAACUCGCCCCCAGCCUCCCAAGGACUUCGAUGUUAGCUCAAAGGAUGGAUCUGCUGUUCUCGAUAGGGUCCUGGACUCUCUGACUGGUGACUUAGUGAUUAUGGGCGGAUACCGUGGUUCCGUCUUACGAUCUGCCGAGCCACCUCACCAACAGGUCUGGGCCCCUGUGAAGCUCGGUCUCAACAUGCGAAAGGUCAAUCUCGAAGUUGGAUUAGAGGAUGAGGACGAGGAAAGAAUGGAAGAGACCAUCAAGCCUGACGGUAUGCUGAAACACAUCGGCCCCGUCGACGUCUCUCGAAAGUUUAUCAAGAAACUGCGCUCGUGCGAUAAUGCUCGAUUGGGCAAGCUGCGAAUUUGGGACUAUGGGUAUGACUGGCGCCUGAGUCCCCAUUUGCUAUCUCGCAAAUUACAAGAAUAUCUCCAGAAACUCCCUUCAAACCAAGAAGGGACGCUGGCUGGAUCUCGUGGAGCUCUUGUCAUAUCUCACAGUUUGGGCGGUAUCAUCACACGGCAUGCUGUCAACCAGAGACCUGAUCUCUUCUCAGGGGUCUUGUACUGUGGUACACCGCAACGUUGCGUCAAUAUCCUGAAUCCUCUUCGCCAUGGUGAUGUAGUCCUCUUGAAUGAGAAGCUUCUCACAGCAAGCGUCAAUUUCAGCAUGCGGACGUCUUUCGUCUUUCUGCCUGAGGAUGGGUUCUGCUUCGUAGAUAAGAAUACGGGAGAAGAGUAUCCCAUCGACUUUUACGAUCCUCAGGAAUGGAUCAGGUGGCAUCUGAGCCCGUGUAUGCAACCGGCUUUGCCGCCUCGCAACCGUCCUCAGUCAUCGUCCUUCUCGUCCUUCCUCCCAAACUCUCUUCGGGCUCGUGCUGACAGCAAGAGCGAGAAAUGGCCACCUUCACCAGCGGCGGCUGCCCGAGAUCACAACCCUAUCGCACCUCAGCUCAAUGGAUGUGGUGCAAAUGUGGAAGAAUCAAAGCCUUCAGAUCUGCAGCGUAAGCGUUACUUGAAUUAUCUCACCCGAACUCUUGCAGCGACUCGCAAGUUUCGCUCCGAAUUGGCCCACUCGCCAGAGCACCAGGAAGCCAAUGCCUACCCUCCUCACGCUGUGUUAUACGGCAAAAGUAUUCCCACAGUGUACGCAGCCCAGGUCACUGGUCGCGAGGGUAUAUGCUAUUCUGAUGCCUACGACGACCUUCUUUUCCGACCAGGUGAUGGCGUUGUCUUAGCCAAGGAAGCCAUGAUUCCGGAAGGCUACUCUAUCGCCCGCGGUGGUCGGGUCUGUACCGAGCGCGGCCAUAUCACAAUGCUCGGCGAUCUGCCGGCUAUGGGAAAGGCACUCGAGGCACUCGUCAGAGGCCGGCGGAAGGGCAUCGGCAUGGGGAUUGGUAGGGACAAGGCAAAUUAG
Messenger RNA from Fusarium redolens, 2403 nucleotides. RefSeq lists its product as uncharacterized. The transcript has a single exon. The coding region runs from base 1 to 2403 and encodes 800 amino acids. Lineage: Eukaryota; Fungi; Ascomycota; Sordariomycetes; Hypocreales; Nectriaceae. Gene Ontology annotation, molecular function: triacylglycerol lipase activity. The record is from RefSeq and is a predicted model, not a curated record.